Molecule: messenger RNA, 1509 nt
Organism: Ricinus communis (castor bean)
Lineage: Eukaryota; Viridiplantae; Streptophyta; Magnoliopsida; Malpighiales; Euphorbiaceae
Product: flavonol 7-O-beta-glucosyltransferase UGT74F1
Exons: 2
Coding region: 56-1456 (466 amino acids)
Molecular function (GO): UDP-glycosyltransferase activity
Source: RefSeq, a predicted model, not a curated record
ACGCUGAAAUUUUAAAUACUGAAUCUAAUCAAUUUGUUUGGUAGCUAUCCUUAGGAUGAGAGAGAAGGAGAGUAGAGGGCAUGUACUGGUAAUUCCAUUUCCAGGGCAAGGUCACCUCAACCCUAUGCUUCAAUUCUCAAGGCGUCUGGUCUCUAAAGGGUUGCAAGUCACCUUCAUCGUAACCACCUACAUAUCCAGGUCCAAGCAUCUAGUCAGCUCAUCUAACCGCCUUCUGCAAUUCGACACCAUAUCCGACGGCUACGAUGAGGGUGGCUUUGAGCAAGCUAGUUCCAUGGGUGCCUAUCUUUCAAGUAUACAUACCGUCGGUCCAAGAACCCUAAAAGAGCUCAUAGCGAAAUACCAGAGCUCUUCAAACCCGAUCGACUGUCUAAUUUAUGAGCCUUUCUUGUCCUGGGCUCUUGAUAUUGCCAAGCAGUUUGGAUUGAUCGCGGCUGCGUUUUUCACGCAUGCUUGUGCUGUCGAUUAUGUCUUCUACAGUUUCUACAGGAAAAUGGUGCCGGUUCCCGACGUGAAUUCCUCCUCAAUGCCAGUGCUGAUCGAGGGGUUACCUCCACUAGAGCUUCAAGACUUGCCGACAUUCAUUGUGUUGCCGGAAGCAUAUCCUGCGAAUGCUGAGAUGAUAAAGAGACAGUUUUCUAAUGUGGACAAGGCUGAUUAUAUCCUCGUUAACACAUUCUACAAGUUGGAGUACCAGGUUGUGGAUACAAUGUCAACACUGUGUCCACUGUUGACAAUUGGCCCAACAAUACCAUCCAGUUACUCAGACAAAAGGAUUGAAAAUGAGGACGAUUAUGGUAUUGAUCUCUAUGAAGCUAAUGCAUCCAUUCCCAUUACUUGGCUUAGCACCAAACCAACUGGUUCAGUUGUAUAUGUAUCCUUUGGCAGCAUAGCCAAUAACUUAAGUGAAAAGCAAAUGGAAGAAGUUGCAUGGGGCUUAAAGAGAAGCAAUUUCUACUUCUUGUGGGUAGUUAAGAACUCUGAGGAACAUAAACUACCAAAAGGAUAUGUGGAAGAAGUGGCACCGAAAGGAUUAAUAGUGAAUUGGAGUCCUCAAGUGAAAAUCCUAACAAAUGAGUCUAUUGGGUGCUUUUUUACUCAUUGUGGUUGGAAUUCUACUAUUGAGGCAUUGAGUUUGGGUGUGCCAAUGGUAACAUUGCCACAAUGGAGUGAUCAACCAACAAAUUCUAAGUUUGUUGAGGAUGUGUGGAGAGUUGGCAUUAGAGUGAAGGUUGAUGCUGAUAAUGGAAUUGCCAAAAGAGAUCAAAUUGAAUAUUGUAUAAAGGAAGUAAUGGAGAGUGUUAGAGGAAAAGAAAUGAAGGAGAACUCUAAGAAAUGGAAAGAGUUGGCUGUUGAAGCUAUUAGUGAAGGUGGGACUUCUGAUAAAAACAUAGAUGAACUUGUAUUUAAGGUUACAAAGUUUAAGUCUUUAUAUUAGUUUAUGAUUGUAUGCUCAUCGGAAACUAAAUUUUAAAAUUAUCUGUUCAUGAA